AUGGUUGCAGUCGAGUCCAAUCAACACGCCAGACGAACAACAAAUGUCACAAUCGCCUUCUUUCGAUUCUUCAACUUUAUCAUCGCAUUUCGCCACGACUUGAGAAUCGAUCAGAAAUUGUUGAGUGUCCCCACUCUCGUACAUUUUGUUCAGAAGCGCCUCUUUGUUCCAUUUGAAUUUGUGGACUUCUUCUAUUUCUUCUCCAAUGUCACUGUCGUACAACUCCAACUCGUCGGAACUCAUUGUGCUAUCUGA
Messenger RNA from Caenorhabditis remanei, 255 nucleotides. RefSeq lists its product as uncharacterized. The record is from RefSeq and is a predicted model, not a curated record. The transcript has 2 exons. NCBI's taxonomy places the organism in Eukaryota, Metazoa, Nematoda, Chromadorea, Rhabditida, Rhabditidae. Bases 1 to 255 code for a protein of 84 amino acids.